Phaeoacremonium minimum UCRPA7 is the source of this 1587-nucleotide messenger RNA. RefSeq names its product putative hexose transporter protein. The coding region runs from base 1 to 1587 and encodes 528 amino acids. Gene Ontology annotation, cellular component: membrane. NCBI's taxonomy places the organism in Eukaryota, Fungi, Ascomycota, Sordariomycetes, Togniniales, Togniniaceae. The transcript is spliced from 4 exons. Gene Ontology annotation, molecular function: carbohydrate:proton symporter activity. The record is from RefSeq and is a predicted model, not a curated record. Gene Ontology annotation, biological process: carbohydrate transport; transmembrane transport.
AUGGGCAAGCCAACAUUUGAGCUGGCCGGCCGCGAGUGGCCUAAGGUGUCGUGGUGGCAGAUGAAGGGCAUGCGCAGUGUCUACAUUUUUCUGUGGGCCGCGAUGUUGACUUCAGCUACCAAUGGAUAUGAUGGAUCUCUUAUCAACGGUCUGCAGAAUAUCACCGCGUGGCAGGAGUACUUCCACCACCCAAGCUCGUCCACUAUGGGUCUAUUGACAGCCUCCAUGUCAAUUGGCUCCAUGCUUGCCAUUCCGAUAGUUCCAUACACCGCAGACUUGCUCGGCAGACGGGCCGGUGUCGUUAUCGGAUGUAUCAUCAUGCUCGUCGGCGUUGCCCUAUUGUCGAUGGGUUUCCAUAUUGCCAUGUUCAUCGUCGGUCGUCUCAUGCUCGGAUUCGGCGUCGCCAUUGCCCACGGGUCCGCUCCUCUUCUAGUUGCCGAGCUUGUACAUCCUCAGCAUCGUGCCAUUUACAGCACGAUUUAUAACACACUUUGGUAUCUUGGUUCACUGAUUGGCGCAUGGGUGUCGUUUGGCACCGAUCAGAUGAACGGCAACUGGGCAUGGCGUGUUCCUUGUUUGCUACAAGCUAUUCCUUCGCUUGUCCAGAUUUGCUUCAUUUGGUUCGUGCCAGAGUCACCCAGAUGGCUGAUCUCCAAGGGCAAACCUGAGCGUGCCCUGAAAGUCCUCGCAUACGUUCAUGCUCAAGGUGAUGAGAACGAUGAGUUGGUGCAGGUUGAGUAUCACGAGAUCCAGCAAACUAUCUCCCUUGAGCAAGAGUAUGAGAAGAACGCCUGGAGCGAACUGUGGUCGACGCCCGGCAAUCGCCACCGUCUUCUGAUUCUUGUCAGCAUCGGUCUGUUCUCACAAUGGUCUGGUAACGCGCUUGUGUCCUACUAUCUUGGAGGCGUUCUGGAGAAUAUUGGCAUUACAGACGACAAGACCAAGCUGGAGAUCAACGGUUAUCUUUCCAUCGUGCAGUUGGUAUCUGCUGUUGGCAUAUGUUUCUUCGUUGACAAAAUUGGUCGUCGUCCGCUAUUCCUUACCUCCUGCAUCGGUAUGCUCAUCUCUUUCGUCGUUGAGACGAUCGGCUCAGCCCAAUAUGCCAAGACCGAGAAUCGCGCAGCUGGCAAUACUGUGAUCGUGUUCAUCUUCCUGUACUUCAUAUUCUACAACCUCGGCUUCUGCGGUCUGCUUGUAUCAUACUCGACAGAAAUUCUGCCAUACAGAAUUCGCGCCAAGGGUCUUACUGUUAUGUUCUUCUUUGUUGACCUCGCCUUGUGGUUCAACCAAUACGUCAACCCUAUUGCUCUCGACAACAUCGGCUGGAAGUACUACAUUGUGUACAGUGCCUGGAUUGCCUUCGAACUCUUCGUUGUGUGGAAGUGGUUCAUCGAGACUAAGAACACCCCUCUCGAGGAAAUUGCCAAGUACUUCGAUGGCGAUAGUGCCAUGGUCGGCGGCGGAGCCGCUUCCGAAAAGGCUCGCCACUUGGCUGCCGACGACGAUGCUGUGCCCACUGCCACAGAGACUAAGGGUGAACACCCAAUUGUCGAGCACACCACCACCACUGGCGAUAUUCGUGCUUAA